Rhodotorula toruloides NP11 is the source of this 4557-nucleotide messenger RNA. Its product is annotated as Growth-arrest-specific protein 2 domain containing protein. Gene Ontology annotation, molecular function: microtubule binding. Bases 1 to 4557 code for a protein of 1518 amino acids. Lineage: Eukaryota; Fungi; Basidiomycota; Microbotryomycetes; Sporidiobolales; Sporidiobolaceae. The record is from RefSeq and is a predicted model, not a curated record. The transcript is spliced from 8 exons.
AUGUCGACGGCCCUUCCCUCGACACCGCGGGCGCCAGGCCGCCGGGCGAAGAGCUCCGCAUUGAGCUCCAAUGGCGAUGAGCUAGCUGGCGAGGAAGUGCUGGAGCUUAGCCUAUUCGCCGAGAAGAAGGUGUGGAUCGAGGAGAAGAUUCAGUUCCUCUCCUCCCUCCCGCAUGUCGAGGUCACGACUCCCGAACCUCCAGCGCGUUCUCCAGUCUCCAACGAGGAACUUGAAGCUUGGUGGGCGGAGCAUGACCGCAUUGAGCGCGAGAUCCAGGCGUACGACAUGGGAGACCUCGUCAAAAUGCGCAACAUUGCUCGAGAGCGGAGCAAGCAGGAGCUCUCCCCUCGUGACACCGACCUUAUCGAGCUUACCCUUACAACCCUCUUCGCCGUCGACAAGCUUCUCUCACUCCUGCGCCAGCGCCGAAAAGCGCUCACUCUGCUUGGUUACCGCCUGAAGUGGGAAGAAGCGACUGCGUCGGCGUGGACGUCUCGCCGGCGCCUUCUCGCCGACCUGCCGACCUUUGUCGCCAAAGCUCGAUGGUCCCCGACCUCCGCGAACGAAUCAACUCUGGCGCACAGCGCGUCAGGCCUUCUUGCACCCAAGUCGGACCUGACCCGCUCGUCCAGCUCGACAAUGCUCGCUUUCUCGUCAUCUUCACGCGACUUGACGACUCUUAGCUCGUCGACGUCUUCUUCGACACUACGUGCAUCAACCGCGACCGCGAAUCUCCUCUCCCUUUCCCUGUCGACCUUGACGACCCAGUCGCGCACCCUUUCCGCCUCGGCAGUCCCGCUGUCCGCCUCUUUCCUCGACAAGCUCAUCGACUCGUCCACUUCCCCGCUUCCCGAAUCGUUUCUCGACGAGCAAGACCGUCUCGAGGACUCGGUCAAAGCGAUCAGCGAGGGUUUGCACCAGUUCGCCGAGCAGCUCGUCUCGCAGCGGUCUGCGGCCGAUCACCUCUUCCGCCGACUCGGCGCCAUCACCGCUAGCGCACGAACGCUCGAGGCGGAUGUACUCGCUGCCCAAGCCGAACUACCGUCCUUCACGACAACGGCCGACUUUGCUCCUUGCCUUGUCGAUCUCGAGCGCGAACUCGACGACAUCCGAGCAGAUCUUCACGACCUCCCGCGACCACUGCACCCGUCUGCGCCUGAUCAGUCCGCUCACAACGGCGAGCUCGUCGCCUUUCUCCAGCAGCAUCUCAGGGAUGCGAAGGAGGCGACGCGUUCGGCAGAAACAGCGACCACCCAAUACACAGCGGAUCGAAGCGCUGUCGAGUCGGCACGAGCUGUCCGAACGACGCUUGAUCAGCUUGGCGACGAGCUGGCGACAUUCCAGCGGGACGUCCAAGCUAUCGGGGGGCGACCGGCGAGGCUGGCGGAUGGCUUGGCUGUUCUUGACGCCAGCGAAACCGGUGCUGAGUUCGAGCAGGGGUGGGACAGGCUGGCGAUGCAAGUAGCGGCCGCGCUCGAGCAGACGGAGACGGUACAGAAAGACGCCGCAAGAUGCGUCGUCGAGCUUGCGGAUCGCAAGAUCUGCGCGGCGCUGCGAAAGGAGGUCAAGGACGCGGCCGCGAACCUUCGUGCCCAGCGACUCGGCGUUAUUGAGCAGCUAGACGCCGAGACGAAGCGGAGGGACGAUGUAUCGACUCUGCGGGCGGCGUGCAGGACGAUUGAUGGCGCUGAGCGGCAGAUUGGGGAGGUUGAGCAGAACUUGCUCGAGUUCGUCGAGACGACCAAAUGGCGCGAGGGCCGGAUGGCGCCGAUCGAGGCGGACGACGCCGCCUCCGUCGUCACCAUGGUGCGAACCGAAGUCAACGACCUGUUCUCGACUAGCGUGUCGCCAGCCCUCGCCUUUCUGGACAGGUCGACUCUUGAUGCGCUGCGCCGUCAUCUCCACGAACGCUCCGCCAGCGUUAUCGGGCGCAUCAAUGCGCUCGACGAGCUCGCCUCGCAGGUGGACGGUCUUCGCCGGCAGUCGCGCAGCGUUCAAGCCUUCGUUGAGCGGGCCGAGGCUACGACGGCGGAACUGCGAGGGACAUUGCACGAGCUGGAUGCUGUUGUGGGUGGUCCAGCCGACGGACUUCCCGGCGACGAGGAAAUUGGUACCAUCCGCGCCCGGCUCGAAGUCUGCACAGCGGACGUCGAAGUUCUCGUUGUAAACGUCGCAACGUCCGUCCCUCUCCUGGCGCCCGCUUCUCCGCCGUCUUCGACAAACGGGUCUGCCGAUCUUCUUCACCUCGCCGAGCAGGACGACCACGUCCGAGCGUUCCUCAACAACUCAUGCCUACGGAUACUCGGCCUCGUCGACGAAGCACGACAGAGCGCCAACGUCCUCGCAGUCAUGCAAAAGGCGAGAACAUGGGACGGAGCCUGUCUCGAGGCGGAGCGCACGGUCGACGCGCUGGAGGAGGACGCUGAAGAUGCGCGAGAGGUCUCGGAGACGUCGACCUUGACCGAUGUCCUUCGUCCCGACCUCGACUGUCGCCGAACGACGCUACUCACGCUCGACCUUGCACCGCUCUCAGUCGCUCUCGACGAUCUCGUCGACGCGAGUCGCCGGUCCUCCGUCGACAUCGACCUGCAAACCUCGAGACGCGCUCGGCUUGAAGGUCUUCGGGAUCGCUCCGAGCGCCUUGCGCACAGCGCUCGCGAGACGCCUCGUCUGUCGCUCGGGUCACAACAGGUUCCAGCGAGAACGGACGAACCAGCGAACAAGCCUACAACGGCGCAGCAGGAUUCGACCGCCGCUACCCUCGCAUUCCCGGACGAAGACGUCGCCCUCGACCCAUUCGCAUUCGAGACACCUUCGGACGAGCCUGCAGCCUUCAGCGAGCUCCGCCGACGGAUUGAGCGAAUUGAGACAGCUGGUUGGCUAUCGCCGUCGACUCUCGUCCUGCCACCGGCAGCAGAAGCGGCAGUCAUGGAUGGCGAGCUGGCGACAUGCCGCAACGAGUUGGUCGCUCUCGCUGGAAAUUCCGACGAGACGCUCGUGUGGGCCGACCUGCCCUCAAUUGAGCGCUAUAUCGAGGACAAGGGCAAGGAGGUGAGACGAGUCGCAGCUCUCGCACGAUUUUCCGACUUCCUCGCGAAAGCCGACUCGACCUUGAGUGACCUCCUGAAUGCUGUCGAUGCCUCCACGCCCGACGCCCCGCCCGUCACGCCUGAUCCCGCGGCGUCGCCAGUCCUUCCGCUUUCCGACGCACUCGUUGCAGCCAGCGAGGCAGUCACGGCCGUUCGGGUCGAAGCGAUCCCUCUCGCUGAUGACGGACGAGUGGAGCGAGCAAUACGCCGUAUCGAGGACACGUGGAGCGAGAUGCUGGGUCUCGUCGAGGAGAUCCGCCCGCGCGCAGGCUCGGCGUCAUCAUCCACCUCUGCGGCGUCGGGAACCAAAGCUGCGCCACCUCCUGCGGCCCACAGAACGCCAUCGCGGCCAUCCUCUCAGGCCACUUCCAUUCAAUCCACUCGUUCGUCCGUCUCCCGCUCGACAUCUCGCACCUCGACAGCGUCGUCUCUGGUCAGCUCCUCGACCUCGAACGGUACUCCCGGUAAUGUUGCGCCGCAGACGCCUCGCCCUCGCCGACCGACUUCGGACGAACAGACUCCUCGUUUACGAAGAAGCAGCCGCCUCCCGGUUCGCACACCCCGCCAAGCGUUGUCGCCGCUUCCCCCGAACGCUUCGACCGUGCCUCAGCCCUUUUCGUUCGAUACGCCGGUCAAGCCUCGUCUCCGCCAGUCGACGCGAUCUGCGAGUCGGCGGGACAGCUCGGCUGCCAGUCUUGACAAGGCUCCCGUCACUCCAAGGACCGAUCGCAGGGUCUCGUCAGCGUCGUCCUCGCAAGGCUCCGUCAGGCGCCCUAACCUUUUCAGCAGCGUUGCGGUCGAGCGGCCUCGAACGGAGAAGCCAUCAGUUCGAAGCGUUUCAACUCCUGUCGUCCGCACCCUUCGCCAGACUCCGCCACGGUCAACGCAGCCGUAUCGCCCGAACGUCUACAACAAACUUGAUCGCGAAGUUGCGAACGUGGUCAACUCGCUGCCCAACUUGCACGUUCCGAUCGAGGUUGCGGAAGGUCGCUGGACGGACGAAAGCGGUGUCUACAAUAUCGGCGGCCGGCUGUACUUCUGCCGCAUCCUGCGCAGUAAGCAGGUGAUGGUGCGUGUCGGCGGCGGUUGGCUCGACCUUGCGCAGUUCAUUAUCACCCAUUUCGGCGUUGCCAACGGCCUCACAAUCUCGCCUUCGACGUCUCUCUCGGCGAAUCUCGGCAGCGAGCCGCAAUGGAUCAGCUCGAGUGCAUUGCGCGAGUCGCUCUCAGCCUCGCCAUCCUCGAACUCGCUUCGCGACUACCUCGCGACGUCCGUCUCGAGCGUUGGCAAGACCGAUCUCGCGCAAUCAACCACAUCCAUGUCAGUCCGCCGAUCCUUCCCCCUGCGACCGCGCAACAGCUUCGCGUCUUCGUCACGAGGUGGAACGACUACAGCUCCGGCGUCAGCCACCGCCACACCUCGUGCGAACAGGACGCCCCGCCCUCCCUUGCCCGUCUGGCGGCCUUAG